Molecule: messenger RNA, 1378 nt
Organism: Gossypium raimondii (Peruvian cotton)
Lineage: Eukaryota; Viridiplantae; Streptophyta; Magnoliopsida; Malvales; Malvaceae
Product: FH protein interacting protein FIP2
Exons: 11
Coding region: 115-1020 (301 amino acids)
Biological process (GO): protein homooligomerization
Molecular function (GO): protein binding
Source: RefSeq, a predicted model, not a curated record
UUUUUUAAACCGAUUCGAUCAGCCUUUCUAUAAAUUUCAAAACCAUGUUGCUUUGCUAAAGCUAAACCUCACUCGUUAAACUCUUUUUUGCCUCUUAACCUUCUUCAGUCCCUAAUGAUGAGACAUUCCGAUUUGUCUUCCCUUAUUCGACUCAACAUCGGUGGGAAGAAAUUUUGUACUACUAUUGAUACAUUGACCUGUCGUGAGCCUGAUUCCAUGUUGGCUGCUAUGUUUAGUGGUCGACAUACAGUAUGUCAGGAUGCUGAGAAGGGAUAUGUCUUUGUUGAUAGGGAUGGUAAGCAGUUCCGGCAUAUUCUAAACUGGUUAAGGGAUGGUGUUGUUCCUACAUUGACAGAUUCUGAUUAUUCAGAGCUCAUACGAGAGGCAGAAUAUUACCAGUUACUUGGACUGAUAGAAGGAAUCAAUUCUAUUCUUAAUAAGAGGAAGGAUGAUGAAGACUCUUGUGCGGAAUUGACACGUACUGAUAUCAUCAAGUGCAUACAAUCUGAAAGAGUUAGAUUUCGAGGAAUUGAUCUUUCUGGUCUUGAUCUCUCUAAGUUGGAUCUUUCAUUUGUGGAUUUCAGCUUUGCAUGUCUUAAAAAUGUGUUCUUUUCACGGGCAAAUCUUCAUUGUGCAAAAUUUCGGGAUGUGGAUGCCGAGGGCUCCAUCUUUCACAAUGCAACUUUGCGUGAGUGUGAAUUUACUGGUGCAAAUCUUCGUGGGGCUUUACUAGCUGGUGCCAAUCUUCAAAGUGCAAAUCUUCAAGAUGCUUGCUUGAUAGGUUGUAGCUUUUGCGGGGCUAAUCUCCGGUCUGCACACUUGCAGAAUGCUGAUCUUACUGAUGCCAACUUAGAGGGAGCUAAUCUUGAAGGAGCCAAUCUGAAGGGUGCAAAAUUAAGUAAUGCCAACCUGAAGAGUGCGAACCUCCAAAGGGCUUAUUUACGACAUGUUAAUCUUCGUGAUACGCAUUUGGAAGGUGCUAAGCUUGAUGGUGCCAACUUGCUUGGAGCAAUCAGGUGAUACAUACAUAUAUAUAUGAUGGGGUUAUGAAAUGUUUAUGAAACUUCACUUGGAAGGCAAUAAAGAUGGUGGGGGUGAAGAUGCAAAUGGUUUCCUGAGUUGACUCGUUCAUAACAGUAAGAUAUAUGUCAUUGGAAAUUUUUAUUUUUAUUUUAUGUUUUUGGGGGUUGCAAAUUUAAGAUCAUAAAAAAAUAGGCAAGAUCCAGGAAAAGUAUUGAAAGACAAAUACAUUGGUGGGUUGCACAUUUUAUGGUUUUUCAUUAUUAACAUGUUUGAUAAAAAAAGAAAGAAAAAAAGAGAGAUAUACAAUGGAACUUUGUAAUUAUUAUUUUAAUUUAUUUAUUUGAUUUCUAUUUAA